Pyrus x bretschneideri (Chinese white pear) is the source of this 1680-nucleotide messenger RNA. RefSeq names its product purple acid phosphatase. Bases 159 to 1571 code for a protein of 470 amino acids. Lineage: Eukaryota; Viridiplantae; Streptophyta; Magnoliopsida; Rosales; Rosaceae. Gene Ontology annotation, molecular function: metal ion binding; acid phosphatase activity. The record is from RefSeq and is a predicted model, not a curated record. The transcript is spliced from 8 exons.
UAGAGCUAUGGAUAUUCCCCUCAUUUUAUGAUAAUAAUUUUUUCUAUAUUAGCAUAUAAUUACUGAAUUGUAUGUAUAUAGAUCAAAUAUCGGACGUAUGCUCAAAAGGGUACAUGUGGGUUUGUGGGGUUUGAGGGUCCUCUGCUAAUCUGAGCAAGAUGGGUGUGCUGGAUCUAGCUUCUUCAAGGGCAGCAGCGGCCACUGUUGUAGUGCUGGGUUUGGUCUUGAGCUUUGGAGUGGUGUGCAAUGGAGGCAAAACUAGUAGUUUUGUGAGGAAAGUUGAGAAGACUGUGGACAUGCCUCUUGACAGUGAUGUAUUCAAAGUCCCUCCUGGCUAUAAUGCACCGCAACAAGUUCAUAUUACACAAGGAGACCAACUGGGAAAGGCAGUGAUCGUUUCAUGGGUUACUGUGGAUGAACCCGGUUCCAGUAGUGUGCUUUACUGGAGUGCAAACAGCAAGAAAAAGAAGGCCGAGGGCAAAAUUACAACCUAUAAAUUCUACAAUUACACUUCCGGUUACAUUCACCACACCACUGUCAGAAAUUUAAUGUUCAAUACCAAAUACUACUAUGUGGUUGGAAUUGGCCAUACCGAGCGGCAGUUCUGGUUUAUAACUCCUCCUGAAGUUGGUCCCGACGCCUCUUACACAUUUGGACUCAUAGGGGAUCUGGGACAGAGCUAUGAUUCAAAUAAGACACUUACUCAUUACGAGUUAAACCCGCAGAAAGGACAAGCAGUAUUGUUUGUUGGGGACCUCUCUUAUGCAGAUAACUACUCAAAUCAUGACAAUGUCAGGUGGGAUACUUGGGGAAGAUUCAUCGAGAGAAGUGUUGCUUAUCAACCUUGGAUAUGGACUGCAGGAAACCAUGAAAUCGAUUUUGCCCCAGGAAUCGGUGAAACCAAACCUUUUAAGCCUUACAGUCACCGGUAUCAUGUUCCCUAUAAAGCAUCUGGGAGUACUUCCCCCUUUUGGUAUUCGAUCAAGAGAGCUUCGGCAUACAUCAUAGUCUUGUCUUCUUAUUCGGCAUAUGGUAAAUACACCCCUCAGUACAAAUGGCUCGAGGAGGAACUACCGAAGGUUAAUAGGAGUGAAACACCAUGGUUGAUUGUUUUAAUGCAUUCUCCAUGGUAUAACAGCUACAACUAUCACUAUAUGGAAGGAGAAACCAUGAGAGUGAUGUAUGAGCGAUGGUUUGUGACGUACAAAGUCGACGUGGUAUUUGCUGGUCAUGUCCAUGCGUAUGAACGAUCUGAACGUGUAUCCAAUGUUGCAUACAACAUCGUAAAUGGCAUUUGCAAACCUGUGAAAGAUCAAUAUGCACCAGUGUACAUUACGAUUGGUGAUGGAGGAAAUCUUGAAGGCUUAGCGACAAAUAUGACAGAACCACAGCCCGAUUACUCAGCUUAUAGAGAGGCCAGUUUUGGUCAUGCUACUUUCGACAUCAAGAAUCGAACCCAUGCCUACUAUAGUUGGCACCGUAAUCAAGAUGGAUAUGCGGUAAAAGCUGAUUCGAUGUGGUUUUUCAAUAGAUUCUAUCACCCUGUAGAUGAUUCCACAAGUGCUGAAUAAUAACAGAGAAGCAAAUAAACGUUCUCUUAUUGUUCUUUUGAAUAAAUUCCCAAAUGUAUUAUCAAAUAGAAGAUUAAAGUUGAAAUUUGAAUCUCAUAAUUCUGUGUCA